Myotis davidii is the source of this 1277-nucleotide messenger RNA. It is a transcript of the gene CFAP73, whose product is annotated as cilia and flagella associated protein 73. The record is from RefSeq and is a predicted model, not a curated record. Gene Ontology annotation, biological process: spermatid development. The coding region runs from base 44 to 622 and encodes 192 amino acids. The transcript has 7 exons. Lineage: Eukaryota; Metazoa; Chordata; Mammalia; Chiroptera; Vespertilionidae.
AAACCCUCCAGGUGGAAAGAAAGCCCCAGAAAUCGCCAAGAGAAUGGCCGUGUCCUGGGAGAGACAUUUCCGACUGGCCUUGCAAGACAAGCUGCCGAUGAAGAUCCCGGAGCGGAAUCCCGGCCGCUCCCUGCCAGUGCUGUGUCUCCUGCAGAAGAGGCAGGAGCUGGUGGAUGUGGACCGGGGCCUGCGGGCCCAGAGGGAGGCGUUCCAGAACAGGAUGGCAGUCCUGAUGCAGCGCCGGGAACAGUUGGAACAGAAGAAGCAGGAGCUAAAGGGGUCCUUUUUCCGCUUUGACAAGUUCUUGCAGGACGCCGAGGCCCGACGGAGCCGCGGGAUGCGAAGGCCAUCACACCUUAACGGGGACGGACGGGGCGUUCUCCAGGAGUCCAAGUGGGUUCAGAUCCAGAACACAGCCGCUGAGAAGACGCUGCUGCUGGGCCGCGUGAGGAUGGCGGCGCUCAACCUGUUCCAGUUGGUGUGCCAGCAUCAGAGGCAGCCGCCUGCCCUGGACCUCGAGGACACGGAGGGGCAGCUGGAGCAGGUGAAGCUGUUCCUCCUGGACCUCUCUGCCGUGCUGGCCAGCCUCCCCCAGAGUGAGCCCGAGACCGCGGCCCCCUAGCCCGACCCUGAAUGGGGAGAAUUGUCCUGCUCUGUAGCUUUGUUAGGAUUCAAUGCGUUAACAUAGUGCUGAGAACUCGGCCCGGAACACAGGAAGCACCGUGAGUGUUAACUGCUCUUUGAGAAUUACUAUUUCAGUCUCAUUCAUCAGAGACCCCAGCAGCUGCACGCAAGGAGGAAGCUCCGUUAAAUGUAUGACAAGUUAAUGAAACCCAGUGAAGUGUGUCCUCAGAAAACAGACCCCAGGUGUGGCUGACCCAGGGAGGGGCCCCAGCAGCCUUUGGGGCACAGGAUCCCCAUGCUCUCAUAUGGAAAAACUCAUCCAGUUGCUCACGUAGAAUUGGGCACUGUACAUAGCUCACUGCAUGCAGUCCACACCUCAUUUUUAAAAAACGAAACAUAUGGGGAAAUGUAUACAAAAGUGAUAGCACGGCUGGGAGAAUACUUCAGCAUAACCUGGGUGGAGGGGGUAGCAACGGAUGAGUCAGGACUGGCCAUGAGUUGAUAACUGAGUACCUGGGAGUUCAUUAAAGUCAUAAGCCCCGGCCAGGCCCGUGUCCCGCUCCGGUGCUGCCCUCCGGUGUCUGCACAUGGAACUGCAGCCCGAGCUAAUGAGGGUGCAGGUGCCAGGAGCUGUCUUCCUCACCAGCCAGGCC